Molecule: messenger RNA, 1550 nt
Organism: Benincasa hispida (wax gourd)
Lineage: Eukaryota; Viridiplantae; Streptophyta; Magnoliopsida; Cucurbitales; Cucurbitaceae
Source: RefSeq, a predicted model, not a curated record
ACCCAUGAUCUCCCCAAAUACUUUUUUAUUUUAUUUUAUUGCCUUUUUUAUCUAUAAAAAUUCUUUCCUUUUUACUAUAAAGAUUAAAAAAAUACCUCACUUUUCUAUCUUCUCCCCUUCACCUUCUUCUAUUCCCGACCUUCAGAAUUCCCGCCGUAUUUUUCUCUGUUUCUGAUACGAUAGUGUGUUCGUGUUGGUCAGUGGCGUUUUCUUUUAAACUAUGGUCAUGGCUGAGAGUUUGGACGACGACGAGUUUUGGCUUCCUCCUCAGUUUCUUGCUGAUGAUGAUAAUAUGUUAGACCAAAAGACUUGUGCUACCAACAAACACAAUCACCAAUACUGCUUCGGUUCCAAUCCUUUCCAGUUUGGACCGCCAUCUUUUCCUUUUGAGUUUGGAACUUUUGGUGAAUUUUCGGAUUUUAAUUCUCCUGGUGACUUGUUGAAGGGUUCAAGCGAAGAAACACAGAGAGACGAGGAGGAUUGUAUGGCUCGCUCCACCAUUGAUGAUGGAAGGGUUUUGUCUGGAUCUCCGCAAUCGACUCUGUACGAUAUGGGGAGUGGCAGUGGAUGUAGUCAAGUUUCUAGUCGUGAAAGUCCAAAAGGGAACUGUAAAGCUCAAUCUCCUUCAGCUACAUCAGAUCUGUUGCAUGCGGUUGCAAAGGAAGUUGCGAGGAUUCGAAUGAAUGAGAGCCAUGGAAUUCUUCAUCAGAACAGAGGAACACCACAAGUCUCUGUUCCGGUGAAAAACUCGACCACCGGUACCGGAUUUUACCAGAAGUUGGAUGAUCUGCAACACCUGCAACAGAAGGAAAUUAUUCAGCCACAAAACUUGAUUAUCGGUGAACAGAUAAAUUCUGCAGCAGGGUAUCAACAGAAACAAAACCAUCGAAUGGUUCAGAAUGGAGUGAUGGACUGUAAGGGAUUGUCAUCAUCGGCAUGGCUUCCACCGCCGCAGGGCUCUGGAAUGAGGACUCUGUUUCCCGGAACUCAAGGAGGCAAAAGAGAGAGCGCUGGAACUGGUUUUUUUUUGCCUCGACACACCAACACCGAAGCUGACGAACGCAGAAAGCCAGCCUGUUCUACGGUGUUGGUUCCUGCAAGAGUGAUGAAAGCCUUGAAUCUUAACCUUGAUGACAUUUGCAGUCACCCCCAUGUUAAGCCCUUCGCUGGCGGACGAUUCGGUUCAGAGAACGAUGUCCUACUGAGGCUGGAAAUCAACCGUGGUCGAAAUUAUCAAAAACGCAACAGCCGUCGGGAGUCACCAAUAGACCAUGAAAUCAAGCUGCCCCAAGAAUGGACUUAUUGAAAUUAAACUGUUCCUCGAGACGAGGAUAUAGAAAGAAAAUAUAUAUAUAUAUAUGUGAAGAUACAAGGUACAAGUUUUUUUGUACUUUGUUGGGUGAGGGACCGUGGUCACUCAGUCAAAGUGAUGAACAAGGGUGGAUGGAAAAACAAGUUUACUUUCCAUUUCUUUUGUGUUAAAAGAAGUGUAUACAUAAUAACACAUUUCAAUAAUAUUUGAUAACACCCAUUUGCAAUACUCUAUUUCA